This is a messenger RNA of Aphidius gifuensis, 1475 nucleotides long. Its product is annotated as D-beta-hydroxybutyrate dehydrogenase, mitochondrial. The record is from RefSeq and is a predicted model, not a curated record. Bases 213 to 1313 code for a protein of 366 amino acids. Lineage: Eukaryota; Metazoa; Arthropoda; Insecta; Hymenoptera; Braconidae. The transcript has 6 exons.
GAAAAUUAAAAUUAAAAAAAAUAAAAUAGUGGGAGAUAUAGUGGGAAUUUUAAAUAAGCCAGUUUCUAAAUUUAUAUUUAGUUUAAUGCUACAAUAUUCGAUACUAUUUCCAGUGUUAGCUCAGUCCUAGUUAAAAGUUGAUAAUUGUUGAACUCGUAGUGAUCACACUGUAUUAAUAAAAAUAUAUAAUUAAAUUUAAUAAAUUAAUAAUAAUGCCACCAUCAAAAACAACUGAUGAACCAGAUGAUAGUCAUACAUGGGAAUUAAUUGAAAGAUGUUUUUUACCAAUAGCAUUUUCACAUGCAAUUGCUGUUACACUUGGUACUAUUCUUAAUACCCUUGGUAUUUCUCAAACAUCAAGUUUUUUAUUAUUUUUACUAUUUCUAUCACUAUCUGUUGGUUUCACCCUAUUUUAUCAUAAUCUCAAGGUAACUGCAGCUGGAAAAGCUGUGCUAAUAACUGGUUGUGAAUCAAGAGUUGGUUAUGGAUUGGCAAAACGUCUUGAUGAAUUGGGUUUUACAGUAUUUGCUGGAUUUGAAGAUUCAUCAAAAAAUCAUGAAACUAUGAUGAAUUUAAAAGGUGAAACAUCAGCAAGACUUCAUGCACUUCAAUUAGAUAUUACAAAUGAACAUGAUAUACAUUCAGUAUUUUUAUAUGUCAAUGAAAAUUUACCAGAUGGUGCACCAGGUCUUUGGGCAAUGGUGCAUGCUAAUACUUGGAUUGCACUUGGUGAAUGUGAAUGGAUACCACAAAGUGUAUUUAAAAAAAGUGUUGAUAUUAAUUUUACAAGUAUUGCACGUAUGACACAAAUUUUUUUGCCAUUGAUAAGACGUUGCAAGGGACGUAUAGUUUUGGUGUCAAAUAUUUUAGCCAGAAUACCAAGUCCAGUACGUGGUCUUCAAUGUGCAAGUGGUGCUGCUCUUGAAGCAUGGGGUAAUUGUUUAAGACUUGAAAUGCGUAGAUGGGGUGUUGAUGUUGUUAUUGUUGAAACUGGUGAUUAUGUUGCUGGUAAUACAUGGUUAAAAAAUAAUGUUGGAAUAUUAAAUCAAUCAAGAGACAUGUGGAUACAACUUGAUCCACAAACACGUAAAGAAUAUGGUGAAGAAUUAUUUCAAAAAGAAAUGUUAUCAUUAGAAAAAUAUAUAAAAGGUCCUGAUGCUGAUUUAACAACAGUACAACGUGUUUUAACUGAUACUAUUGUUAAAACAUUUCCAUUAAAACGUUAUGCACCUGUAACACGUAAAGAAAGACUGCAGGCAUUUGUUAGUGAUCAUUUUCCAAAAUCAAUUUAUGAUAUUAUUUAUGUUGAUUAAUUAUUAACAAUUUAUUUCUUGUUUAAUUAUAUAUAUUCAUUCAAUAAUUUACCUUUGUCUUCCAAAUAAUUAUCAAGAGGUUAUAAAACUAUUAUAAAUAAAUUUAUAAUAAUUUGUGUAGAUGAAAUUUAAAUAAAUAAAUUAGAAAUUGUUGAAUGUCUU